This is a messenger RNA of Aspergillus oryzae RIB40, 468 nucleotides long. RefSeq lists its product as uncharacterized. The transcript has a single exon. Lineage: Eukaryota; Fungi; Ascomycota; Eurotiomycetes; Eurotiales; Aspergillaceae. The record is from RefSeq and is a predicted model, not a curated record. Bases 1 to 468 code for a protein of 155 amino acids.
AUGAACUCCGACCUCGGACCCCUACUCCCACGCCUCCACACCUUAGCCGAGAAUAUCACAAACCUUCAUCUCCCUGACACUCCCCACCGAACAACCCUCGAACUAUUCCGCCUCUCCAUGCUCAUCUGGCUCAACCGGAUGGCGGGUUCAACCCUCGAACCGCAAUCAACCACAGACGCCCGAGUUCAACGCGCUCUGCAUAUUCUAUCAGAUCUCAAGACCUGCCCGCGCCAACUCCCGCUGUUCAUCAUCGGAUGUGAAGCGCGGACUGACGAGGAUAGGUGUAUGAUUCUCGAACUUAUGAAUCGCACCGAGGCCUCGGCGUCGUCGCGGUCAAUGUUCAUAGUCAAGGCCCUGACAGAGGCGGUUUGGAAACAGGACGAUCUUGCGGGGGAGAGAGAGUUGGGAUAUCGGGAGAAGAUUACGGCGAUCGUCAGUGUUUGUUCGCUUUUGCCCACGUUUGCUUAG